AGAGGUGGGACCGCGCACGCGCACCGUUGCAUCUACGCGGACGUCUCUGGGUUUCCUUUGCAGACAGCCUUCCUCUCAGUCCAGUACGGUGGCCGACGGGAGCCAGACGCUGGGGAUGAAUGAAGGAACAACAGUGAUAAUGGCUGAGUGUACAAGCCUUCAGUUUGUCAGCCCUUUUGCUUUUGAGGCAAUGCAGAAAGUGGAUGUUGUUCGGUUGGCAUCUUUAAGCGAUCCAGAAUUGAGACUUCUUCUGCCCUGCUUGGUGCGAAUGGCACUUUGUGCUCCUGCUGACCAGAGCCAGAGCUGGGCUCAAGAUAAAAAACUCAUCCUUCGUCUUCUCUCUGGAGUGGAAGCUGUCAACUCUAUUGUUGCAUUGUUGUCAGUGGACUUUCAUGCUUUAGAACAGGAUGCCAGCAAAGAACAGCAGCUUAGGCAUAAACUUGGAGGAGGCAGUGGAGAGAGCAUCCUGGUAUCACAGCUUCAGCAUGGACUGACAUUAGAGUUUGAACACAGUGAUUCACCUCGUCGAUUGCGUCUUGUGCUUAGUGAGCUGUUGGCAAUUAUGAACAAGGUGUCUGAGUCCAGUGGAGAAUUUUUUUUUAAGUCAUCUGAGCUAUUUGAGAGUCCAGUCUAUUUGGAGGAAGCUGCAGAUGUACUUUGUAUUUUACAAGCAGAGCUCCCUUCUCUGCUUCCUAUAGUGGAUGUAGCUGAAGCUUUGCUACAUGUUAGAAAUGGUGCUUGGUUCUUAUGUCUGUUGGUGGCCAAUGUUCCUGAUAGUUUUAAUGAAGUUUGUAGGGGUCUCAUAAAAAAUGGAGAACGACAAGAUGAGGAAAGUCUUGGAGGAAGGCGCAGGACGGAUGCCCUACGCUUCUUAUGUAAAAUGAAUCCUUCUCAGUCCCUCAAGGUCCGAGGCAUGGUGGUAGAAGAAUGUCACUUGCCAGGCCUUGGAGUGGCUUUGACAUUGGAUCAUACUAAAAAUGAAGCUAGUGAAGAUGGAGUGAGUGACUUGGUUUGUUUUGUUAGUGGUUUGCUUCUUGGAACAAAUGCAAAAGUCCGGACUUGGUUUGGAACUUUUAUCCGAAAUGGACAGCAGAGAAAAAGAGAGACCAGUAGUUCUGUCCUUUGGCAAAUGAGAAGGCAGCUUCUUCUGGAGUUGAUGGGCAUUCUUCCCACAGUAAGAAGUACCCGCAUUGUGGAAGAAGCUGAUGUGGAGAUGGAGCCCAAUGUGUCUGUGUAUUCGGGGCUGAAAGAAGAGCAUGUUGUGAAAGCCAGUGCACUCUUACGUCUGUACUGUGCUUUGAUGGGGAUCGCUGGACUCAAACCAACUGAGGAAGAAGCUGAGCAAUUACUGCAGUUGAUGACAAGCCGUCCUCCUGCUACACCGGCUGGGGUUCGCUUUGUUUCGCUUUCCUUUUGUAUGCUACUGGCCUUUUCUACACUUGUCAGUACACCUGAACAGGAGCAGCUAAUGGUAGUGUGGCUAAGUUGGAUGAUAAAAGAAGAAGCAUAUUUUGAAAGUACAUCUGGCGUCUCUGCUUCUUUUGGGGAGAUGUUGUUAUUGGUCGCUAUGUACUUUCAUAGCAACCAGCUUAGUGCUAUCAUUGACUUGGUCUGUUCCACUUUGGGGAUGAAGAUUGUAAUUAAGCCAAGCUCCUUGAGCAGGAUGAAGACUAUCUUCACACAGGAAAUUUUUACUGAGCAGGUUGUCACAGCUCAUGCUGUUCGGGUCCCUGUCACCAGCAACCUGAGUGCCAACAUUACUGGAUUUUUGCCCAUUCAUUGUAUUUACCAGCUUCUCAGGAGUCGUUCCUUUACCAAGCACAAAGUGUCAAUAAAAGACUGGAUUUAUAGACAGCUGUGUGAAACCUCUACUCCACUCCAUCCUCAAUUACUUCCUCUGAUUGAUGUAUACAUAAAUUCCAUACUUACUCCAGCAUCUAAAUCUAAUCCAGAAGCUACAAAUCAGCCAGUCACAGAACAGGAGAUCCUCAGUAUUUUCCAAGGAGUCAUUGGGGGUGACAACAUCCGUCUUAAUCAACGUUUCAGUAUCACAGCACAGCUUUUGGUGCUUUACUAUAUACUGUCUUAUGAGGAGGCUCUCCUAGCAAACACGAAGACUUUAGCUGCUAUGCAAAGAAAGCCCAAAUCAUAUUCGUCUUCUUUAAUGGAUCAGAUUCCUAUCAAAUUCCUUAUUCGACAGGCUCAAGGACUGCAGCAAGAGUUGGGAGGGUUACAUUCUGCUUUACUACGUCUCCUUGCAACUAAUUACCCACAUUUAUGCAUUGUGGAUGAUUGGAUCUGUGAAGAAGAAAUCACAGGAACUGAUGCCCUGUUAAGGCGUAUGCUACUGACCAAUAAUGCCAAAAACCACUCUCCUAAACAACUCCAAGAAGCAUUUUCAGCUGUCCCAGUAAGUCACACACAAGUGAUGCAGAUUCUAGAACACUUGACUCUGCUCUCUGCCAGUGAACUUAUACCAUAUGCAGAAGUAUUAACAUCCAAUAUGAACCAGCUGUUGAAUUCAGGGGUUCCACGGCGAAUUCUUCAAACGGUCAAUAAACUAUGGAUGGUUCUUAAUACUGUGAUGCCUAGAAGGCUGUGGGUAAUGACAGUUAAUGCACUUCAACCUUCAAUAAAGUUUGUACGACAGCAAAAGUAUACUCAGAAUGACCUGAUGAUAGAUCCUCUCAUUGUCCUAAGAUGUGAUCAGAGGGUACACAGAUGCCCGCCACUGAUGGAUAUCACUCUACACAUGUUGAAUGGAUACCUUCUUGCAUCCAAAGCCUAUCUUAGCGCUCAUCUGAAGGAAACAGCAGAGCAAGAUAGGCCUUCUCAGAAUAAUACAAUAGGCUUAGUUGGGCAAACUGAUGGCCCAGAAGUUACCAGAGAAGAAUUGAAAAACGCAUUACUGGCUGCUCAGGAUAGUGCAGCUGUCCAGAUUCUCUUGGAGAUUUGCUUACCUACUGAAGAAGAAAAAGCAAAGGGUGUCAAUCCAGACAGCUUGCUAAGGAAUGUUCAAAGUGUUAUUACUACUAGUGCUUCAAAUAAGGGAAUGGAGGAAGGAGAAGACAAUUUGCUCUGUAACCUUCGAGAAGUUCAGUGCCUUAUCUGUUGUCUGUUACACCAGAUGUACAUUGCUGAUCCCAACAUUGCUAAACUUGUUCACUUUCAGGGUUAUCCUUGUGAACUUCUACCUCUGACAGUCGCAGGUAUUCCAUCUAUGCACAUCUGUCUGGAUUUCAUACCUGAGCUUAUUGCACAGCCAGAACUUGAAAAACAGAUAUUUGCUAUCCAGCUGCUUUCUCAUUUGUGUAUCCAGUAUGCAUUACCAAAGUCACUCAGUGUGGCUCGCUUAGCUGUGAAUGUCAUGGGAACUUUGCUAACAGUUUUAACGCAGGCUAAGCGUUAUGCUUUUUUCAUGCCAACUCUGCCAAGUUUGGUCUCUUUUUGUCGAGCAUUUCCUCCCCUGUAUGAGGAUAUUAUGUCUUUGCUGAUCCAAAUAGGGCAAGUCUGUGCCUCUGAUGUUGCCACUCAGACAAGAGACAUUGAUCCAAUUAUUACACGUCUUCAACAAAUAAAGGAGAAACCGAGUGGAUGGUCUGGAAUCUGUAAAGAUCCAUCUUACAAAAAUGGAUCUGGGGACACUGGAAGUAUGGAUCCUGACGUACAGCUCUGUCAUUGUAUUGAAAGCACAAUAAUUGAAAUAAUAAACAUGAGUGUUAGUGGAAUUUAAAAAAAAAGUAAAACAAAAAAGUGAAGCUGUUUGCUGCAUAUACUCAAUACAAAUCUGCAUCUUAUAACAACUUUAAACUGAAUGGGAACAGUAACGUCUUGGAAUCAUUAAACGAUUCAUUUCAACAUGAAUAUAAUUUAGAACUCUCUUAAGAAUUGUGCUUGCUUGUAUUUGAUUGGCAGUUCUUUGGAUCUACUUUGCUGGUAUGUUUAUAUUAUAGCAGCAGAGCUUCUUUUGUUGUUUUUUGUUUGUUUGUUUGUUUGUUUUUUCCUAUUGGGAGCACAUUUAAGAAGUCCUUAUUGGAAGGUGAAUUUGGCCUUGUAUUUAGCAUUUGCAAUAAAGGAAAAGUGCCAUGCCUUUAACUUAAUUUCUUAUAAAGAUGAGUGGGUAGCCCUAGUUUAUGGCUGUCAGCUCAUAACAGUGUAACAAUGAUGCAAUGAUGAGAGGGAGAAAAAGGGAAGGGAGACUUCAGGAAAAAUUAGUUUAAAUACCUGAUAGAAAUUGCUAAAACUUGCAAUGCAAGUAAUUACAGAUGAGAAUUUUAAGAUUUUACAUGUUUGCUUCAAUUUUUACUAAUAUGUAGACAUAUGUUUAAAGAGAUACUUGAAUAAUUUGGAAUUUUAAGAUACUGGUUUAAAAGAAACAUCUUUGUGCAUAGAAGAACCUGAAAAGAGAUCUCAUUUCGUUGUUGUUUUUUUAAAUUUAUUUUUAUAAUGCUUUACUAACUUACCUAGGGGUCAGUGGUGGGAAAUACAUUGGUAUCUAAUUAAAGUUUAGGGCAGUAAAACGCACUAGAUUGAAGUGCUCUUGGUGUACCAUUAGGAUUAUAAUUCAUAUCUUAAUUUUAGAAGAUUUCUGAAUAAAAAAAUAAACAGUAUUUCGACCUAAGGAAAAAUUAAAAAGUGUAAAGUACCAUGUGGGUGAAGGAUUUUGCAGUUGUGUUAGUAACUUCCAUUGAUUAGGCAGAUGCAUUCAGGUAACCCAUAAUCCUAAUUUUUCCCCCCUUAAUUAAAUAUCCAACAUAGAAGGUACUUUGCUUUCUGAGAAAUACCUGAAUGACACACUCCUCCCAACCUCUCCAGUCCCCUGCUUUGAAACAGACCUCUUCACUUGUAUAAGAAAUUAGGUAGACUAAUAAGAAAGUGUGGUUUUUUAAGAAAAGAAACUUAACCUUAGUCUUUUCAGUAGUGUAUAGGCACAUCUCAUUUUCCUCCUUUGUAAAGUGGAAUUACCACUGGCCCUACCUCAUAAGGGUAUUGUAUGAGAACUAAUUUGUAGCUAUUUCAAAUCAUGAAGUACACAGCAUCACAGAUGAUAGAAUAUUUAUACCUUUUAUUAGAUGCUUAAUGUUCAAUUAAGUAAUUUUGAUGCAAAAAGUAAAAGCAUACACUUAAAAAAUACCGUAAGAAUUUUCAUAUUUUUAAAGAAAGCAGUUUUAUAGUCUUUUAAGAUUAAAUACAACUGCUCCUGUUUUGUUUUGUUUAGUUUUUAAACAGAGGCUUUGGAAUAUUUUGUGAGUACGUAACUUCUAGGAGUUCAGAAAAUGUUGAAAUGUUUUCUAACUAAAUGCAGUGCACAUUCCUGGAUCAAUUUUCAGACUGGUCAAAACCUGCUGUGUUAAAAUAACAUAUGCUGUUUUUCAUCAGAUUUGUUGAUGAUGUAAAUAAAAUGUGUAAAUAUAUUAGUAAAUGUUAAUAUUCAUGUAUUUUAAGUUAAGGUUAAGAUUUGUCACAAUGUGAUUUUUUUUUAUUCAGGUGAAAACAGAUGUGUGCAACUAUUUUGAAUAUUGGUUUAUAAACAUUCAUAUUCUUUAUCAAAUGAA
Molecule: messenger RNA, 5555 nt
Organism: Felis catus (domestic cat)
Lineage: Eukaryota; Metazoa; Chordata; Mammalia; Carnivora; Felidae
Gene: INTS2
Product: integrator complex subunit 2
Exons: 25
Coding region: 116-3733 (1205 amino acids)
Biological process (GO): snRNA 3'-end processing
Cellular component (GO): integrator complex
Source: RefSeq, a predicted model, not a curated record